Messenger RNA from Saccoglossus kowalevskii, 2279 nucleotides. Its product is annotated as tubulin beta chain. Gene Ontology annotation, cellular component: microtubule. Gene Ontology annotation, biological process: microtubule-based process. Gene Ontology annotation, molecular function: GTP binding; GTPase activity; structural constituent of cytoskeleton. The record is from RefSeq and is a predicted model, not a curated record. NCBI's taxonomy places the organism in Eukaryota, Metazoa, Hemichordata, Enteropneusta, Harrimaniidae.
GUUCGUUCAGGGAGGCACGCAUCACCAUAGUGUUUGACUUGGUCAAAGCGAUAUAAAAUCUCGCGAAAAUUUUAGAAGUUCACUGACAAUAUUUGUAAAAAUGCGUGAAAUUGUGCACAUCCAAGCUGGUCAGUGUGGAAACCAAAUUGGCGCUAAGUUUUGGGAAGUAAUUUCUGAUGAGCAUGGUGUUGACCCAACUGGUACCUACCAUGGUGAUUCAGACUUACAGCUGGAAAGGAUCAAUGUAUACUACAAUGAAGCCACUGGUGGAAAAUAUGUGCCUCGUGCUAUUCUAGUGGAUUUGGAGCCUGGAACCAUGGAUUCGGUUAGAUCUGGACCAUUCGGCCAAAUUUUCCGACCUGAUAAUUUUGUUUUUGGUCAAAGUGGUGCUGGUAACAACUGGGCUAAAGGUCACUACACAGAAGGUGCUGAGUUAGUUGAUUCAGUCCUUGAUGUUGUCCGCAAGGAGGCAGAAAGCUGUGACUGUCUGCAGGGAUUCCAACUUACACACUCCCUUGGUGGUGGUACUGGUUCUGGUAUGGGCACUCUUCUCAUAAGCAAGAUCCGUGAAGAAUACCCAGAUCGCAUCAUGAACACAUUCAGUGUUGUACCAUCACCAAAAGUAUCGGACACUGUUGUUGAACCAUACAAUGCCACCCUUUCCAUUCACCAGUUGGUUGAAAAUACAGAUGAAACCUAUUGCAUUGACAAUGAAGCCCUCUAUGACAUUUGUUUCCGGACCUUGAAACUUACAACUCCUACUUAUGGUGACUUGAACCAUUUGGUAUCUGCAACUAUGAGUGGCGUUACUACUUGUCUGCGAUUCCCUGGUCAGUUGAACGCUGAUCUUCGUAAAUUGGCUGUCAACAUGGUACCAUUCCCACGUCUCCACUUCUUUAUGCCUGGUUUUGCUCCAUUGACCAGCCGUGGUAGCCAACAAUAUCGUUCCCUUACUGUGCCUGAAUUAACCCAACAAAUGUUUGAUGCCAAGAACAUGAUGGCCGCCUGUGAUCCACGUCAUGGUCGUUAUCUGACAGUGGCUGCAAUCUUCCGUGGUCGUAUGUCUAUGAAAGAAGUUGAUGAACAGAUGUUGAAUGUCCAGAACAAAAACAGCAGCUACUUCGUUGAGUGGAUUCCCAACAACGUGAAGACUGCUGUUUGUGAUAUUCCACCCCGUGGUCUUAAGAUGUCCGCUACCUUCAUUGGUAACAGCACUGCCAUCCAAGAGCUUUUCAAGCGUAUCUCUGAACAGUUUACUGCUAUGUUCCGUCGUAAAGCUUUCUUGCAUUGGUACACUGGUGAAGGUAUGGAUGAGAUGGAAUUUACUGAAGCUGAGUCCAACAUGAAUGACUUGGUGUCUGAAUACCAACAGUACCAGGAUGCAACAGCUGAAGAGGAGGGUGAAUUUGACGAGGAGGAGGAAGGAGAAGAUGAGGCUGAAUGAGGCACUAUUUUGACCCGCAUAUAGUUUUGUGAAUCCCAAAUUUUUGUAACACAGAAAUAAAUGUGGAGCUAUUGGGCAUUAGAUUAUUUUAUUGCAUGUUAUGAAUGUUAGACUCUAAUCUUCAUGUUAUCUCUAAAUAUUAUUGCGAGUCUGGCAUAAAAAAUAUUCUCAAAGAGUCAAUAGCUGUCUCAAAAUCAUAUGAAACCUGUCAUAAUGAUUUAAACCUGUCAAAUAUAAGCAGAAAUAAAUUCUUUGGGAGGCUUGUGUUGCAAAACAGAGCAAUUAAUAAUCGAAUAGUAUUAUAUUACCUUUUUUAUUUUAUGCUAAAUCAGGUGACCUGGACCACACAAAAGUGCAGUCAUCGCGAAUGCAUUGAUUUUGUUUUUAAACUAGUACUAAUUAAUAAUAAUUUGAAUCGUUUUCAUUUCUAGUCUGAAUACAUGCUUCAAAGGAACUUUGUGUGGCACAACUUUAAAUUUAAGCAUGCAUAAUUUAGGGCCGGCCCUAAACUGAGAACUCAGUCACAGUACUCAACAUAGAAUAUAUACAUGUAUAAGGGGGAAAAAAAUAUAUUGAAUCCCGAAAAGUGUAAUUAUCCCAAAAUUAGUUUGCGACAGCCAUUGCCUCUUUAAUAACUGCAGCACCCAAACUACAAAGGUACUUCUUUUAACCAUUGAUGAUCGAUUAACAUCUGACAAAUAUUAAGUAAGCUUAAUGUUGUCAGUGUUCAAUGCAUGCUAUUGCACAAAGAUCACAAAAGCAAUAAAUAAAUAAAUAAAUAAAUAAAUAAAUAAAUAAAUAAAUAAAUAAAUAAAUAAAGUAAAAAAAAAUUGAA